Molecule: messenger RNA, 1445 nt
Organism: Aplosporella prunicola CBS 121167
Lineage: Eukaryota; Fungi; Ascomycota; Dothideomycetes; Botryosphaeriales; Aplosporellaceae
Exons: 4
Coding region: 90-1322 (410 amino acids)
Molecular function (GO): oxidoreductase activity
Source: RefSeq, a predicted model, not a curated record
UGCCUGCUUCUGCCUAAGGUAUUCAGGCAUAUCUUUCUACUUUAAUAUCUACCUUGAUAUCAAUUCAAACAACACGACUUUACGAUAUAAUGUACCUUUUUAAUAUCUUCGAAAUCAUUCUUCUUUUCGCUUCCAUAAUUGGGGCUGUUCCCACAGGGGUAGCUCAAGGGACCACAUGGCCCCUCUCCAGUUUGGCGGCAGCAAAGUUGAACAAUACCAAUGCCAAGUAUGAAGACUUGGUCUCGCAUGCUCUUUCUACCGCAAAGGAUAAAGUUCCUUUUUCGGAACAGUGCACACCAGAAAAUCUGAUUGUUCGUAAAGAAUGGGGAGAUCUCACGAGGGAGGAACAGAUUGACUACACCAAUGCAGUUGUUUGCUUUCAACACAAGACCGCAAACACGCCGUCACAUCUUGUCCCCGGCGCCAAGAGCAGGUACGACGACUUCGUCGCAUCUCAUAUCAAUCAGACAUUUUUCAUUCACUUCUCAGCCACCUUCUUGAGCUGGCAUAGAUUCAUGAUGUGGGAAUAUGAAGAGGCUCUGAGGAAUGAAUGCGGCUAUAAAGGCUACCAACCGUACUGGGACUGGACUAAGACCGCGGCCAGCGGUAGUCUUGAGACAUCCGCCAUCUUUGACGGCAGUGAGACCUCACUCUCUGGCAAUGGCGCACCCAUCGCCAACCAGGGUUAUGUCAACAUCAGCUCGUCAGAUGUGCCAGUUAUCCUUCCUCACGGGACUGGGGGUGGUUGUGUUACCAGUGGACCGUUUGUGAACUACACUGUCAAUCUUGGUCCAUUGUCGCUUUCUAUUACCAACGGAAGCUCGAUUGGCAGCCUCAAGGACCAGUUCGCUUGGAAUCCACGUUGUUUGAAGAGGGACUUGACGAAUGAAGUCAACCAGAGGUUCGCGAACAAGACGAGCGUCGAGGAUCUUUUGCUCAAGACGCAUGAUGUGUAUGACUUCCAGAUGACGAUGCAAGGCUACCCCAACAGUGGAGAGUUGGGAGUUCAUGGCGGUGGCCACUACAGUAUGGGCGGCGACCCAGGCCGUGACUUCCUGGUCUCACCCGGCGACCCCGCCUUCUAUCUGCACCACAGCAACAUCGACCGCACCUGGUGGAUGUGGCAAAUGAUGGACCCGGCGGAGCGAUUAUCAGGCCCCAAGGCGUUGAUGGGUACGCGCACGCUGCUCAACAGCCCACCCUCACCCAACGCAACGUACGAGGAUGUCUUGACUAUGGGCUAUGCGGGCACGCAUGGCGACCUUCAGAUCAAGGACGUCAUGAGCACGACUGCGGGGCCUUUCUGCUAUGUCUAUGUUUGAAAGGAAACUGGGUUUUUGGCGUGGCUCUUGAGGUGUGAUGGUUUUAUUUCUGCUAGGGGUGUGGUGGCUAUGACAUUGUACGAUUAUCUCUGUUUCGGGGCUACAAUACUCAUAAUUUCGGCG